AUGGCAAUUAAUUUUACCGGCUCCACCCUUCAGCAGGAUGGUCGGUUUUCGGAUAAGGAUAGAAAACUCAUGGCAUCGAUGAAAUUCCCGGCGUCUUUUUCGAAAAAAAUAGACAUGAAGCGCGUGAAUUUGGAAUCCAUCCGGCCAUGGAUCUCCCUAACGACAACAUCCAUGCUUGGCGGUGUUGAGGAUGAUAUUCUAAACUCGCUAAUUAUGAAUUUCCUACAACAGCCGACAGUCGAUCCCAGGAUGGUCCAAGUACAAAUCACCCCUUUUCUAGAGGCAAAGGCGCCCACGUUUAUGUCAGUGCUAUGGAAUCUUCUCAUCCAGGCGGAAACGACUCCAAAUGGAGUCCCGCCAACCUUAAAUGAGCUCUUCAAAAAGACAAUCACUGUGGAAAAGAAAAAUGAUACCACAGACACGUACGAGAAUUGGAAUCGGGAAAAAAAGCCAAACUCUACCGAGCAUCGGAGAAACAGGUCCCCAUCAUGCUCACCAGAGAGACCACGUAGCCGUCAAGCCUCUCCUCAUGCUCCAAAUCGGUCCUUGAGACGCUCUCGAUCAACACGGGAUAUCCACGGCUUCGAGCCAGUGAGCGCUACCGUGGACAUGAAAAAGACGACGAUGACCAUUAUUCGAGGCAUCGACACUACCUCGACCGCCGUAAACGUUCGCGAUCACGCUCCCCAAAUUGAUUUUUAUAAAUAA
This is a messenger RNA of Mitosporidium daphniae, 708 nucleotides long. RefSeq lists its product as uncharacterized. The transcript is spliced from 2 exons. Gene Ontology annotation, biological process: mRNA processing; regulation of mRNA splicing, via spliceosome. Gene Ontology annotation, molecular function: RNA binding. Gene Ontology annotation, cellular component: spliceosomal complex. The record is from RefSeq and is a predicted model, not a curated record. The coding region runs from base 1 to 708 and encodes 235 amino acids. Lineage: Eukaryota; Fungi; Microsporidia.